Messenger RNA from Helicoverpa zea (corn earworm), 1676 nucleotides. RefSeq lists its product as uncharacterized. The transcript is spliced from 7 exons. Bases 109 to 1062 code for a protein of 317 amino acids. Lineage: Eukaryota; Metazoa; Arthropoda; Insecta; Lepidoptera; Noctuidae. The record is from RefSeq and is a predicted model, not a curated record.
GUUUAACUCUCGCACAGACAACACGCACUUUCACCGGUGACGAUAUAGCUACCUCGUGGAAGAUAACGUGAUUCAGUGUUAGUGAUAUACCUCCCAGAACGAGAUAAGAUGCAUCACACCGUAACGGGAUGGGCGCUGCUGGCGCUAAUAAGUUCAUCGGCCAUUCUCCAUACGCUGGCCUAUCCUCAGCAAGUCCCUCUUAUUUCACAGGCUACGAGUAGCGUGCGGACACAUAAUCCGCAAUAUUACAGCAACUCGUUACCAAUUCCCCAGCAAGUACAAGCAGAAGAGCGUAAAUUCGCCGAGAAGUCCAACGCACUCAAGAAGGUUGCUUUGGACGACAUUGAUGAAAUUCAGACAAACUCUAUCUCCGACGGAGGCUUCUCCUGGUCAAACAUGCUCGGUAUGCUUAUGCAAAUGAUUUUCAACCCCGGCACGACAGGACCUAACAAGAGCGACAGCAUCGACACCGAUUCAGUUUCGCCAUCACCUUGGGCCAACUUACUAUCAAUGGGUCUUAAAAUCCUUACUGCCAUUCUCGGAGGGGGAGCAUCAAGCGAUGGUAUUGACAAAGUAGACAACGGCUCAUCUCCAAUGCAGGGUAUAUUGGCUGCGGUUUUGUCGACGGUGCUCGGUGCAAAAGAUCCCGACCAGGUCGCCUCCAUGGCAAAGCAGGCUGGAGAGUUCAUUAACAUCGUCGUUAAUCUUUUGGACGCCUUGAAGACUUCAUUCUCUCAUAGGUCAUUGGCAGCGAGAUCGAUGGGCCGCAAAGAUUCAGUCAGUGACGCAGCGCUUGCCGGCAUUGCCAUGUUCAAAACCUACGUAAGGUCAUUCGGCACCAAUGAUGACAAGUGUCUGCAAAAAUACGUCUGCGAUGCUAACACUGAGUGCUCUGAUGACAUCGGCCCCAAGAGCGUGUUCUGUCAAUUCGGAACUUACGCUGCAAGCUUCGUUUUGGAAAGGCAAUCCGGAGGCACUUUCGAUGACUUCUAUGAGGCUGGUCGUCGAGGCCGUUCAGGCGUUGAUUGUCGCCAAAUGUAUCUCCAAUGCAAUGAAGUUUAAUGCCAACAGAAAAAUCCGCCAAAACAUCUUGCGCGACUUCAGAAUUAGUGAUAACAAAUCUAAUAAGUAGCUUAUCGUUUCCAAAGUUUUACCUCUUGGAAUUGGCAUUUCUUAAAUUCCGUUUCCGCAGAUAAUUGAAGGAUAUUUAAAUAGUCAAAAUAGGAUUCGUUUUAAAGUCGGUGGGUACAUUGAAGUAUUAUGUAAACUACUGACGCAAUUAACUACGUUGGCAUAUUUUGCUCGAGUUAUCCCAUCGCUCUUAUUGAAACAGCGUCAAGUAUAGUGUUUAAAUAAUUUAUUAAAUUAUUUAUUUAUUUAAUUUAUUUUAGGCGUAAAUGUGUAAACGGUAAACUUGUCCCACAUUGUUAUACAUUCCAUGAAACCCUUAGAAGUGAGUAUUGUAAAAUGUUGCGUAAUUGGCACAUUGUUUAUUGUAUAAACGAUGUAAUAUUCCGCCAGUUUCUCGAUUAUUGACGACUGAUGUAAAAAGUUAUAUGUGGUAUAAAUUAAUAUUUAUAUCACUUAAUAGUUAGUAUUUAUGUAUAUUUUGUGCGACUGAGUGAUUGAGGACGUCCUUGUGUGCUUGUGAUUGUAAAUUAAUAAAAAAUAAUUAU